UGGUCACGUGAGGCCAAACAUUUUCUUCCCGCGCCCGCUGCGUGCGGCACGCGUGUUGACGUCAGGAGGGGAGCGUUCGGGGGACGUCAGGACGCCGUGGUUUUGAAUGACAUCACCCCUCGGCGGCUGCUGCUAAUGCUGAGAGUGGAGAGAGAGGCAGAGACACAGAGAGCAGGGAGAGUCUGCAAGCAGCAACACACACACACACAACCACAUUGGGAUUACACUGCGCUGCAUAAAAGGGAUUAUUCACCAGGAAAAUGUAAAGGCAAAGCAGAAAUAUUUCACCAGAAUGUGCUGCAGCUUACCGAAUUGUGAAAGGCCUGGAUAGAGUGGCUGUGCGGAGGAUGUUUCUACCAGUGGGAGAGUCUAGGACCAGAGGCCAUAACCUCAGAAUAAAAAGGACGCACCUUCCGAAAGGAGACUUGAAUCCAAUCUGAAGACGCAUAGUUACUCUGGGACGGGCUUCGGCUUCCAGGCCAGUAAUGUCAUUGCCAAGGAUGCUGUUACCUACUCACUUGAUGAUGCCAGCUUUAGUCUUCUUCAUGGCUUUGCUGUCCUCGGCCGUGUCUGACACCAUGAUUGAAGCCCCUCCAAGAUUCAUGAAAGUACCCAGUGACCAGAUUGGUGUUUCAGGAGGAGUGGCUUCAUUCAUCUGCCAGGCAACAGGAAGCCCAAAGCCACGGGUUACCUGGAACAAAAAGGGAAAGCGAGUCAGCUCGCAGCGUUUUGAGGUGAUUGAGUUUGAUGAAGGCGCUGGAGCGGUCCUAAGAAUACAGCCCUUGCGGACUCCCAGGGAUGAGGCAGUUUACGAGUGUCAAGCAACCAACGCAAUUGACGAUGUGACCGUCACGGCAAAGCUCACUGUGCUAAGAGAGGACCAGUUGCCCUCGGGCUUCCCCAACAUCGACAUGGGCCCGCAGCUGAAGGUGGUGGAGCGGACACGCACGGCUACCAUGCUGUGUGCAGCCAGUGGCAACCCAGACCCCGAGAUCACCUGGUUCAAAGACUUCCUGCCUGUCGACCCCAGCUCCAGCUCGCGCAUCAAACAGUUGCGGUCAGGUGCUCUGCAGAUCGAGAACAGCGAAGAAACUGACCAGGGGAAAUAUGAAUGUGUGGCGUCGAACAACGCUGGGGUGCGGUACUCUCCUCCCGCUAAUCUAUACGUGAGAGUUCGACGCGUUCCACCUAGGUUCUCCAUCAGCCCACCGUUCAGCCAAGAGAUUGUGCCUGGUGGGAGCGUGAAUAUCACUUGUGUUGCCGUGGGCUCUCCCAUGCCUUAUGUGAAGUGGAUGCUGGGAAGUGAAGACCUGACCCCAGAGGAUGACAUGCCUGUUGGCCGCAAUGUUCUAGAGCUUAGCGGUAUCCAAGAGUCCGCUAAUUACACCUGUGUGGCGAUGUCUAGUCUUGGGAUAAUCAAAACAAUGUCACAGAUUAUCGUUAAAGCACUGCCGAAGCCCCCUGGAACUCCAAUCGUGGUGGAGACCACCGCCACCAGUGUGACAUUAUCAUGGGAUUCUGGCAACCCUGACCACAUCAACUACUACAUUAUUGAAUACAGACCCAAGAGCACAGACGUGCUCUACCAGACCAUCGAUGGCAUCCAGACCCUGCGUUACAGCAUUGGUGGACUGAGCCCGUACUCUGACUACGAGUUUAAAAUCUCUGCUGUCAAUUCCAUCGGUCAGGGUCCACCCAGUGAGACGGUGGAGACACGGACUGGUGAGCAGGUGCCCUCUAGCCCCCCGAGGAACGUUCAGGCUCGGAUGUUGAGCGCCACCACCAUGCUGAUUCAAUGGGAGGAGCCCGAGGAGCCGAACGGCGAGAUCCGAGGGUACCGGGUGUACUACACUAUGGAGCCCCUGCAGCCCGUCAACAACUGGCAAAAGCACAACCUGGAUGACAGCCUCCUCACCACCGUGGCCAACCUGAUACCACAGACAACCUACAGCGUCAAGGUCUUGGCUUUCACCUCUGUUGGCGACGGUCCACUCUCAUCCGAGAUUCAGGUCAAAACUCAGCAGGGAGUUCCUGGGCAACCAAUCAACUUUGAAGCCACCCCUAAAUCUGAGACAACAAUUGAACUGCAUUGGACCGCACCCAGACAAGAUGAAAUCAUCAGUUAUGAGCUGUACUAUCGCGAUGAUGACCAGGGGAAGAAGGAAGUGGUAAGCUUUAAGCCUAGCACGACACACAUUGUGACCGAGCUCCACCCCAACACUCUGUACUACUUCCGGUUGGCUGCACAUUCCUCACACGGCCUUGGCGCUUACACCUCCGAGAUCUCUGCCCGCACUCUUCAGGCCAAACCAUCCGCCCCUCCUCAAAAUGUAAAGUGCACCAGUCCCAGUUCCACCAGCAUUCUGGUAAGUUGGUGGCCACCACCACCAGAGAGUCAAAAUGGCGACCUGGCAAAGUACAGUAUCAGGUACCAAGCGGUGCAGGGAGAGGACACGGAGACCCAUGAGGUGAAGGACAUUCCACCGAAGACCACGCAGAUGCGGCUAGAGGCACUGGCGAAAUGGACUGAGUACCGGGUGACGGUAGUCGCACACACGGUGGUGGGACCAGGUCCAGAGAGCGCACCUGUAAUCACUCGCACAGAUGAAGAUGUGCCGAGUGCUCCCCCUCGCAAAGUGGAGGUUGCAGCAUUAAACUCCACUGCCUUGAAGGUAAUGUGGCGGUCUCCUGUACCAAACAAGCAACAUGGCCAGAUCCGGGGCUACCAGGUUCACUAUGUGGAAGUGGUGGAUGAAGAGGCCAGGGGACGGCCACUGAUAAGGGAUAUCAUGCUGACCGACGCUCAGGAGAUGACCAUCGCUGGGCUGCAGCCAGAAACAACAUAUUCCAUCACUGUAGCAGCCUACACAACCAAAGGCGAUGGUGUACGCAGCAGGCCGAAGCUCGUGGUGACCAAAGGUUCAGUCCCCAACAGACCCACACUCUCAGUCCGUCUCAUGCAAGACAACUCAGUUGUGUUAGAAUGGCAGGCUCCUUUGGAAGCAUUUGGUCGAGUCCUUGGCUAUCAGCUUCGGUUAGGGCGUACGGAUGUAUUGCCCCUGACGACACUGGAGUUCUCGGAGCAUGAGGAUCACUACGUGGUCCGCAGCCUGCACAAAGGUGCCACCUACGCAUUCAGGUUGGCCGCCCGCAACGGCGCUGGUGUCGGGGUGGAGGACGUUAAGCAGCUCGCUCUCCCAGAGGACGUGCCCAAAGGCUACCCGCAGAUCCUGGACUUGCCGAAUGUCACCACCUCAUCCCUUCAGUUUGCCUGGCAGCCCCCAGUCUUGGCAGAAAGGAACGGCGUCAUCACUUCAUACACUGUUUCCUGGAGACAGUCAGGUGCCCAGAGCAGUCCCACCGAAGUGUCCACCACAUCCUCCCAGUCUAGCCUCACAUUGGACAGCCUUAAACCGGAUACCAGUUAUGACAUUAAAGUCAGGGCACAAACCAAUAAAGGCCCUGGCCCUUACAGUCCUGCUGUUCAGUAUCGGACCAUGCCACUGGAUCAAGCAGUUUUCCCUAAAAAUUUCCGAGUAAAGCUUGCCAUGAAGACGUCUGUGUUGCUUAGCUGGGAGAUUCCGGAGCACUACAACUCUCCCAUUCCAUACAAGAUCCAGUAUAAAAAUGGCCAGGUGGUCGAGGUGGAUGGGCGAGCCACCAAGAAGCUGAUCACUAACCUUGAACCGGACAAGGAGUACUCCUUCGUGCUGACGAAGCGCGGCAACACGGUGGGUGGGCUGCAGCAAACGGUGUCUGCCCGCACUGCCCCAGCCAUCCUGGGCACCAAGCCGUACUUCAUCAAGAAGGUGGAGCCUGACGGGACCCUGUUGGUCCGGAUGCCAGAGGUGGAGACGGUGACCCCAGUCAUAGCCUAUUACAUUGUCGUGGUUCCGCUGAAGAAAUCUCGUGGCAAGUUUAUCAACACCUGGCACAGCCCCGACGAGAUGGAUCUGGAAGAGCUCCUCCAGGACCUGAUGAGGCGCCGGCGCAGAAGCCUCCGUUCCCGCCGGCAACUAGGCCACACCAAGCCCUACAUCGCUGGGUCCUUUGAUGUUCUCCCGCAGGAGUUCAUUCUUGGUGACCAACGAUUUUAUGGUGGGUUUGAGAACAAACCACUAGAGGAGGGCAACAAAUACGUGUUCUUCAUCCUGGGCGUCCUGGACAUUCCAGAAGCGAAGAUGUUUGCAGCAAGCCCGUACUCUGAUCCCAUCCUGUCAGCAGACCCUGACCCACAGCCUAUAAUCGAUGGAGAAGAGGGUCUCAUCUGGGUGGUGGGCCCAGUGCUGGCGGUUGUCUUCAUCAUCUGCAUUGUAAUUGCCAUCCUACUCUACAAAAAAAAACGCAAAGAAAGUGAUCCCAGGACCAAGUGUCUUCUCAACAAUGCUGAAGUGCCAUCCCAUCAUCCCAUGGACCCGGUCGAAAUGAGACGCAUCAACUUUCAGACGCCAGAAUCUGUUGUCAGCAGUCCCCUCAGUGAACCCGAAUUUGCAAGCAUGAUGAGUCACCCACCAAUUCCCAUCACAGAGCUCGCUGAACACACGGAGCAUUUGAAAGCAAACGACAACCUGAAGUUUUCACAGGAGUACGAGUCAAUUGAUCCGGGUCAGCAGUUUACAUGGGAACACUCAAACAUGGAGGUGAACAAACCCAAAAACCGCUACGCCAACGUGAUUGCCUAUGACCAUUCCAGAGUUAUCUUGGCACCGAUCGAGGCCCCCUCCUCUCUGCUCCCACUGGCAGGUAUCUCGGGCAGUGAUUACAUUAAUGCAAACUACAUCGAUGGCUAUCGGAAGCAGAAUGCCUACAUCGCCACACAGGGACCACUCCCAGAGACGUUUGGGGAUUUCUGGAGGAUGGUCUGGGAGCAGAGAAGCGCAACCAUUGUCAUGAUGACAAAACUGGAAGAAAAAUCUCGGGUGAAGUGCGACCAAUACUGGCCCAGCCGAGGGACAGAUACCUACGGAAUGAUACAGGUGACUCUGUUGGACACCAUUGAGUUGGCCACCUUCUGUGUUCGAAAUUUCUGCCUACACAAGAACGGCUCCAGUGAGAAGAGGGAGGUGCGCCAGUUUCAGUUCACAGCUUGGCCUGAUCAUGGCGUUCCAGAAUAUCCCACUCCCUUCCUAGCUUUCCUAAGAAGAGUGAAAACCUGCAAUCCUCCAGAUGCCGGCCCCGUGGUGGUACACUGCAGCGCUGGGGUUGGUCGGACUGGCUGCUUCAUCGUCAUCGACGCCAUGCUAGAGAGAAUAAAACACGAGAAGACGGUUGACAUCUAUGGCCAUGUGACGCUGAUGAGAUCUCAACGGAACUACAUGGUACAGACAGAGGACCAGUACAUUUUUAUCCAUGAUGCACUGCUGGAAGCAGUGGCUUGUGGGACCACUGAGGUGAUGGCCAGGAAUUUGUACUCUUACAUUCAGAAACUCACCCAAGUUGAGACAGGGGAGCACGUCACAGGCAUGGAGCUCGAGUUCAAGCGCCUGGCCAAUUCCAAAGCUCACACGUCCAGAUUCAUAAGUGCCAACCUUCCGUGUAAUAAGUUCAAGAACCGCCUGGUCAACAUCAUGCCGUACGAGACGACGAGGGUUUGUCUACAGCCAAUUCGCGGAGUGGAGGGCUCCGACUACAUCAAUGCUAGCUUUAUCGAUGGAUACAGGCAACAGAAGGCAUACAUUGCCACGCAGGGUCCUUUAGCAGAGACCACAGAGGACUUCUGGAGAAUGUUGUGGGAGAACAACUCUACCAUCGUUGUCAUGCUUACUAAACUGCGAGAAAUGGGUCGCGAGAAGUGUCACCAGUACUGGCCGGCUGAGCGAUCCGCCAGGUAUCAGUACUUUGUUGUGGACCCGAUGGCAGAGUACAACAUGCCGCAAUACAUCCUCCGUGAGUUCAAAGUCACAGAUGCAAGGGAUGGUCAGUCAAGAACUGUCCGACAGUUCCAGUUUACAGACUGGCCAGAACAAGGAGUGCCAAAAUCCGGUGAGGGCUUCAUCGACUUUAUUGGGCAAGUGCAUAAAACCAAGGAACAGUUUGGCCAAGACGGUCCCAUCUCAGUUCACUGCAGUGCUGGAGUUGGCAGGACUGGGGUCUUUAUUACACUCAGCAUCGUCUUGGAAAGAAUGAGGUACGAAGGGGUAGUGGACAUUUUCCAGACUGUCAAGAUGCUCCGAACACAGCGGCCAGCCAUGGUGCAGACAGAGGAUGAAUAUCAGUUCUGCUAUCAAGCGGCAUUGGAGUACCUUGGGAGUUUUGAUCAUUAUGCAACGUAAAAAGCCAUUGACCAGCAAACUCAACAGGCCACAAUGGACACGGAGCACCUCUUCUGAGCCAUAUAGCGUGCUUGAAAAGUACUUUAAUUCUAACCACCGCCAGGGGAAGAUAUUUCAGAUGGACCCUUAGGGAACUCAAUGUUGUAACCCAGAAGAGAAGAAGGACCCUGGUCUGUUGGGGAAUCAUCUUAAUUGUUGGACAAGUCCUACUUACCUCAAGUGUUCAACUGUGGUGAACUGGAUCUGGAUUUACUCUAUGGACUGUCUGAUGAAAUAUCAAGGACUCACAAGCAAAAGUCAUUCAGAAAGUGGAUGAGGGGAAAAUAUGAAAAGAUGGGAACCUGUCUUUGGUUACAUCAUUAGAGUUCUGCUUGCUUAAAAAAAAAUCCUUUUAUUAAUCAAAGCUGUGGAAAAGCAUUGAAGGAUUCUGCUCACAAAACCACAUUUACUGCAGAUGCCCUUUCUGAUUGGGUUGUCUACUGUGUAGUCAUUAUGGUCCAUAUUUUGUUUUGUCCCUCUGGUAUAGCCCCCGGGCCAUGCUUCAUCUAAGCAUGCUCUUCAUCUGUGCCUUCUCUUUGCAUCGGAUCCCAGUGUGAACCUUGGGGUAUUUUCAUGAAUAUGUCCCAUUCUUGUAUUAUUUUAGCGAGAGGACACAAAGAAGCUGCACAUAGGGAAGGCUAUCAGUUUUAUCUGAUUGUGGCCACCUUUCGAGAGAUGCAUAAGAUUGGAAACAUGAGAGAACUUUUCCCUUCAGUCUAGUUGAAACUCUGAGGCAGGUAUAAAGACAUCACCUCAGUUGGUGGCUCCCAGAUACCGACCGGAAGUGCAAGGGGUUCUUUCAGUGACACGCAAUGGGCUUUGGUCUGAGAAAACAAAGGAAGAGUCAUUCUGUAGUGCAGUCAUUUUGUUUGGGCGGAAAAUAACUUAUAAAAGAUCCUUUCUUUUUAAUAAGAAUGAGGGAUUGUGAAAGUAUGAGUCAGUUAAGAGGAGAGUAGAAAGUAAUGCAAAACAAGGAAAAAAUAAAUUAGAAAGAAUAUGUUAUAUUUAUAGGUAAAACAUAGGGUAUAAAGAAGGGUCUCCUCCCUGAAACGUCACUUAUUCCUUUUCCCCAGAUUUUCAGCCUGACCCGUUGAGUUACUCUAGCUUUUUGUGUCUGUCUUUGGUUUAAACCAGCAUCUGUAGUUCCUCCCUAUAUUUAUAGGUUCCAGCCUGAAGCAUCCCUUGAUCAUAAGUAUAAACUGAGUCUUUCAUCCAUCUGGUAAAUAAGCCAAAUGAGAAUGAUGUAAUUUUCAUCUGAGGUUCAAAAAUAGCGAGUUGCAAGAGGGCCAAACACAUUGGCACUCUUCUAAUUGUUGGGGCAGGAGCUGUUGAAGAGUUUUAAUCCAUUUUCAUCACAGUAUUUGCUUAGGCAUUCUGUUCUUGGUUGUCUGGGGCCUGCCCUUCCACUGAUGGGAUGUCAUCAGUGAGAUCCACAAACACAAAUGCUGGCACUAUUUAACACCCUGUUCGCACUGUUAUGAUGCAAUAAGGCUUCCAAUUGUCCUUGCCUGGAAGAGAGAAUGGAAUUUGGCUCGACCAAUGCCUCCUCUAGUUGGGUAAAAAAGUAGUUGGAUUUUAACAAAAUAUUGUAAAACAUAGAAAACCAAAAUAUGA
This is a messenger RNA of Leucoraja erinaceus (little skate), 7925 nucleotides long. Its product is annotated as receptor-type tyrosine-protein phosphatase S-like. Gene Ontology annotation, biological process: protein dephosphorylation. Gene Ontology annotation, molecular function: protein binding; protein tyrosine phosphatase activity. The transcript has 34 exons. Lineage: Eukaryota; Metazoa; Chordata; Chondrichthyes; Rajiformes; Rajidae. The coding region runs from base 486 to 6272 and encodes 1928 amino acids. The record is from RefSeq and is a predicted model, not a curated record.